AUGAAGAUUGACAGGAAAAAGACGGUUAAUCGGUGCGGAUAUGAUCAGAAUGAGUGCAUGUUACUUGCAAAACACCUAUCUGUAUGCCCAGAUGAACAGCUGAUUUCAGAAUUGAAGCGAAUAAAGGUUUGGAAUUACGGAAAGUGUGAACUUGGACUUUGGGCAGACGUUUUGGAUCGAUUAGAUGCUAUUUUGGAAAAUGCUGUAACGAAAGUUGGGAAGUGGAUGCUUCGUCUUGAUGCACCGGGAAACUCGUCUCUUGUUGAGGAUGUAGUGACUAUUUUGGAAUUUACUGGUCACUUGAUCGAGCAUAGUAUAUACAGAUACUUGUAUGGUUCCUGGACUCAUAUACUUGCUUUGUUUGGCUCUUCAAACCUUGAUGUCUUGCUGGCCGUUCUCGGUCUAUCGUACAACUUUAGCAAACGGAGCAACUAUUUUAUUAGGUUAGACCCAACAAACAAACAGAUGAUUCUCGAUCGUCUUGUAUCAAUUGCUGAAACUUGGGGUGGAGCAGAAAAUGGAUUUGGACUUGCAGCUUGUUGUGAUCCAAAUCAUUUCCCAGAAACGGCUGGAAAUGUAUAUUUUGAGUACAGAUCAGAACAACCUCCCGGCCCUUCAUCUGUCUCUCAGCACUCAAGUUCUAGCGAACAGUUGGGGUCUUCAAGUUCUAGCGGCACAAUUGUACUUCAGGCCCUCCACCGCAGAAAUCAAAUCCCGUCCGAAAUAAUGGAAGAGUUACUAGCUGUACAUCCUGUACCCGUAUCUCAACAAAUGGCUUUGUUCUCUCGUGUUCGACUGGCAACUUAUUUUGCUGAUCCUACACAGCGUCAUAAGUGCAUACGUGCCAGACUUCAAGCACUAUCCAUUUUAUCGUAUACAUUCGACGUUGAUGAACGACAUUUGUAUCCUAGCUUAAUAGAUGAACUUGUGGAAGUACUUGGUUUGUCAGAUGACCAGUAUAUGGGGAUCAAGGCAUGCGCCCUUCGAACGAUGACUGCUAUAGUGAAUUCCCACCGACUGGGCAUAAACUGGGGCUCGUUGGUUGGAUCUACUGGAUUAUCUAGUUAUCAUGGUAUCUUACCUAAUUUGACCAGAAAAUGGAUCAAAGGACUUGUAGACGGUUCUAUAAAAGCCCCUGCUGGGAGUACAAAUCAGCAUUUCACAACAGCUCUAUUAUCCUUCUUGUAUCAUCUAGCUUGUUAUGAAGAAAACGUUGGUCCAGGAAAUACACAAAACACAACUCUCAGCUCUAGUGGUAUUUUGGACACUAUGACUCAACUUAUUUCUUGGCAUACACCGCACAAUGAUUAUUUGAGUUAUGUCACACGUGCUGUUCGUGUGACUGAUCAAAUCCUGUUGAGUAUUUCUUCAAGUCGUCAACAUGUAGUAAGUAUUUUGGUCGAUCGAUUAAAUUACGAAGUUGAAGUUGUUCUUCAGAGUUCUACAUCAAGUAAUAAAUCGAGCGUUUCCGAUUAUGAGCAGACUUUGAAUACACAGCGCUCUGGCCUUAUGAAAUCUAUACUCAAUUUACUGAAGCGACUUUGUUUGGACGCGGAAUGGGGCGAUAUAGUUCACUCUGUAAUGGAUGGUAACCUACCCUCAGUCCUGCGUCAAAUUUUCCUCAAUGGUUCCACCCAUUUCACUCCACAUUUGUCACUUUUCGCUAUGGAAACUAUUACCAACUACCUUUAUACAUAUCCAUCUAGAAUUUCAACUAUGCAGGACAAGAAUAUUACAAGUGAUAUUUUAAAAGCUUUAACAGAACAACCGUUACCUCAAAAUCGAGAUUUUCUUGUACAGCUACCAGCAUUAUUGAAUACUUUAGCUUUGAAUUCCCGUGGUAUUGAGGCUAUUUUAUCAAGUGGUGUAAUUAAUCGUUAUUUGAAUACAUUAGUUUCACCAGAUUAUCUUACGACAAUGAAAACUAAACGUGUUCGUGAGUUUAUAUCACAGAUAUCAUAUGAUAUGAAUUGUAAUUCUGGUCAAAAUUUAUCUAAUAGUUUAACAGCGAGUCAAAUGAGUAAUGCUAUACAAGAACUUCUUCGAUCACAUACUGAACUAAAACCUGUUGUCUUUAAAUGCGUUAUUUCUUGUCUGCGUCAUGUUGUGAGUCUUGGAAAAACACCAGCAACAUUGCCAUCUGAAAGUGUGUCAUGUAAUCCAGCAGUUUUCAAUAUCUUAUCAAGGUCUACCAGGAAUCCUAAUAAUUUCGGCUUACGCAGUUUUGCAGAAGUUGCCGGUGAAUCACCGAUCCAUCAGACACAAGGUUCUUCAGGCGGUAUCAGUCAAGCUGUUACAAGUGCUCCUUUAGGUUUGAGUAAUAUCCAAAAUGCUAUUGGUGCAACUGAAGAUGAUGUAGUGAUGUCUGGAGGGGAAGAUGACGAUGAUUAUAGUAGUGACAUUGAUGUAAAUCAAGAUAGCCAACAAGCACAUAGUCGUUCUGAAACUGUACAAGCUGGUACCAUUGUAUCUGGAGCAUCAAUUUCCAUGGCUAGUUUGGAAUAUUCUCUUGAGUGUGACAAGAUGUCAGUUACAAAUGAUGCUAAUACAGCUCGUACUGAGGCUGGCUCUGUAACUCCUAAUGUGUUCCUGCCUGACUUCAUGUUGAAUAUGUGUAAAUUCCUUGAAAAACUUUUACCAUUCGGAUCUCAUACUACUGAAGCAAUGUGCCCACAAUUUGUUAGUCAAGGUGGAUUACAAGCUUUAUGUGAUUUGAUUCGCAUGCCUGGUUUACCGUAUGAUUUUCCAGUGUCUGCUACAUGUGCAUCAUUGUGUAAAAUUUUCGAAGAUUUAGCCAAUUCAGUUAAUUUAACCGAUGUAACUAAACCUUUGUUCCAGUGCUUGGAAUCUUCAUUGGAUAAACUAUCUGUUCUAUACACUUCUAACUAUCCAAUGAGUUCUAUACUCUUACGUGAAUAUUUGUCUGGUGAACGAGAAGUGUUGCAUGAAUUGGUGACAAUCGCUUCAGUAGUUUGUAUUUUAGUACAAAUGAUUGAGCAUAUUAAAUCAGAAAUUCGUUUGUCAUUGGCUAGUAGUUGGUUAUCUCAGAACUGUUUGAAAACAUUGGGGCGUCUAUAUUUAGGAGUUUCUUGGGAAGCUGGAAUCCUCUUAAAAGUUCUUUUUGGCGAUAAAGAUAUAAAUGAAUCUGAUAUGUUGAAUGGAUUAAAAAUACCUCAACACUUACUUAAUAGUUCUUCUAAAUCAUGUGAUUCAAAUUCUACUGUUCCAAAUAAAGUUAUGAACAUCCCAUCAGAACCAAUGCCACAAUUUGUAGAAGCUUUACACAUGUAUUCUCUUAUUACACAGUCUAUUUCGCCUACUACUGAUGGUCAAUCUUUUAUAUCUAAACAUUCAGAACUUGUCAAACCAUUGAAUCGAAUACUGCAUGUAACUGCAUUUCUUAUUAAUUCUGUCACGGAACUAUUUAUUGCUCUUGGAAGAUUUUUCUCAAAUCGAACACAAAUUAAUUAUAGACGUCGUCGAACCACAUUAAUUCCAAAUGAUUUAAUUCCAAACGAAAUGAGGUCACGUGCAUUGGCUCAAGUUGCAGAUGUACUUUCCAUCACGUAUACAUGGGAACCAGCUUCCACUAAUCGUAAUCAUAAAGCAACUGCAUCUUUAAAUUAUGCUAUUCGUUAUGCGUCAAUUCGUCUAACUAACCUUCUACUUCAUGAUUCAGUUCAAAGGAAUUCAGAUCUAGGAAUGAUUAACGCAUUCUUCAGGCUAAAUGGAAUAACUCUUUAUUUUGGGUUAUUUCGUCAGCUGAUCAGUUUUGAUUUAGAUGAUCCAGCUAUACGAAAACCACUAUCAAUUGUAUUAGAAGAGUGGCUUGUAUGUGCAGAUCGUAUGAGCAAUGCAAGUUUUUGUGCUCCAUCUAAUUCAGAUACUAAUCGAACAACUGACACUGAAGCAAAUGCAAUGAAUGUAAAGAAGAUAACUGCACGUGUUCAUCAAUGUAUGAUACCUGCACUGGCACAAUUAUGUUCUCGAACAGAUUUGCAGGAUUUGCUCAGUCGUAAAGCUGUUGAACAUUUACUCAGUAUGCUGGUCACCAUUGUGCCAUACAUCUUCAAUUCUGACAAUAAACAACGUUUAAUCAAGUCUGAGGAGUCCGCCAAUGCUAUUCAUUCAUCAGGUUGGGAUAAGACUCUAGACGAACGUCCAAAUAAUCUACCAUCUACUGACAAUCUUAUCGAAAUAAACCCUAGUACACAUCAUCAACCUUCCAUGCCGCAAGAAGCUCCAAAUAUAUUUAUCAGCAGUUCCAAUAGAUUAUCUGAACCACAGAUUGCAUCUACUGAAUCACCGUUGGAAGGAACAGAUAUUUCUUCACAGACUUUAUCUACUGCAGUUACUCAAGAUCCAUCUGCUACACCACUUUUGGUUGAUCAAACAAUGAGUCAAUCAAAUGCAAUUGAUAAUGCACCAUUCAAUAUAUAUUUUGAUGUUGAUACUGUCCCGCCCGAUAACGUUAUACGUGAUCAAGAAGCCCUUCGACUGAUGGAAGAAAUGGGUUUCGCUCGUGAUUUAGCUAUUGUCGCUUUAGAGCAAACUGGAUGGAAUGCCAAUGAAGCUGUAAAUCUUGUAAUAGCAACUUCUCCUCAUGAUCUCUUACAAAAUGCCAAUCCUUCCUUUAUUUCUGGAUUACGAAGAGGUAGAACAUCACGUAGAGCUCAACGUAGACGUACACUUGGAGCUGGUAAUGUAGCUAAUGAAUCUAGUCCAUUAAUAACUAAUGUGGAUAAUUCACAAUUCCAAACUGAUGUUUAUGAACAUGUAACAGAAUUUAUUGAUAAUUUUAGUACUACUGAACAAAUAGAAUCACAAAUCAAUCCAGAAUGUCCCACUUCGUCUGAUAACGAGAUCACCUUGUCGUUGGGCAAUAAGGACACUCCAACUAUAAAACGAACCAAUGUAUCUAAAUUUCCACUCGUUAUGAUGGAAUUAUGUAAUGAGAAAACUCAUAAUGAAGCAUGUGCAUCUCUUAAACAAAAUGUCUUCAAGACGUGUUAUGCUAUUGCCAAACGUCAUCAGUCCUAUCAGAUUCUCCAUCAAAUUGCUGAACUAUUUAUAUCCAGCGGAGAACAUGAACAAUACAUCAAUGAGUUAUUUGGUGUAGUUACAGCGCAUCUAAAGUCGUAUUUUAGUGUUUCACUUAAUAAAACUCUUAAUAAAUCUGACAAUGAAAAUUAUGAGUUCACAAAUUAUGAGAAAGAACAUCAGACUGUCGGAUUACAUUUAAUUGCUCUCUUAUUCACUAGAUCCCCAUUAGUUUGCGCUUGUUUAGCUUGGAGUCAUAAACUUCCAAGUGUAUUGAUUCAAUUUGUAUCCGAUUCAGAUAUUCUAAAUAAAUCAGUUACUACUACUACUACCACUAAUAGUAGUAGUGGUGGUGUUACUGUCCGUGAAGACACUCGAAUGGAAGUGGACGAAUUCAGUACAGAUGUAUCUUACAAUCCAAAUGCUAUUUCAAAAUCAGAUUACUACAAAACACUGACUUUAGCUUUUCUUGUGUUAGAUCAGUAUGAAAGAAGUAUACAAGCUCUAUGUUUACGUCAAGAAUGUGUCAAGCUGUAUGCUUCCUCUCAUAAUUGGCAUUGGUUUGAUAAUCAAGCAAUGCUUUGGCAUCCUUAUACAAAUGAAAGUAUACGAAUUAUUGAUAAAAGUUUUCAUAAAGGUGAUUUAUGCGCAUUUUGUGAUAUUAAUCGUCGACCAUAUACUGUUGAAUUUCCAACUAUGACACAAAUAAAUCUUGUCAGUAUGCAUAGACGUCCUGUUAUGCUUUUCCCAUCCAUUUCUGAGAAUAUAGAAACAGAUGAAGCGUCGUCAAUACAAACGACACCGUAUGAAUUGAGUCUAAUGAAUACAAAGAUACCAGAAUGUUUAAAUGCAGAAGAACGUUCAAAACUAUGUCAUGCAUUAUUGACACAUUUUCGUGCUUUCAAAAAUUUAUCAUCAGAACAACAAUCACAUUCAACAUUAUCCAUGUCGGAAAAUCAACAUUCUGAUGAUCAGUUGCCUCUACCAUCUGACUGUUUAAACGCUAUGUUCAGAUUGAUGCUUCGUUUAUGCUUUACAAGUUAUGAAGAUGCAGAUAAGUUAGCUGAAGCGGAUCUCUUGACAACUCUAUUCUCGUAUCCACAUGCGCCGGAGUUUUCUCCGGAAUUUUCAUCUUUCGUUGGUGCUUUAAUUUCCGAAAUUUUUGACGAUACUUCGACAAUUGAUCGGAUAAUGAAGGAAAUUUGCACCCGAAUGUCCAGAUCUGGUAUGCCUAAUGUGUUCAUGGGAAUCGAUGCUGGCCCUAGAACUUGUCGAGAUUUGUUCUAUUUAUUGAGCUUAUGUGCACCUUUGCUUGCUAAAGAUCGUGAACGUGCUCUUAGAUUAGCAAUAGAAACAUUCAGUUUAUCUUUGCCCGAUAGCGAUAUAGAAGGUAAAGUUUAUCCAAAGACGUAUAUCGUUGAAGAAUCUAAUCCUCCUGGUGCUGCUGUUACUGACCGAUCUUCUGUAAUAUCCUUCCCGCUUAGUCCACAUCAGAAGCAUUUACUCACCCAGCUAAUGGAUUUAAUUAUGUGUUCAACUUGGAAAUCUAAAGGAAAUCACACUUUCACUCGUCUUCAGUAUACAGAAGUAACGGAAGCACCCGGAAAUGACGGUUUUACCUCAGAAUCUGCUCAUCCUCCAAUAUCUAAUACAAGAACUGUUAUUUCGAGGGGUGGUGCCACAACUGCACAGUCUGCUAAUACAUGUACUCGUCCUGAUCAGUCAUCACUGGAAAACUCUACAACUCGUUCAACACAUAGUGAAUUUAAUAAACAAAAUGGAUUUGUAGUUUUAGGCAAAUCAGAUGCGAUGCAAUACUUAAUUGACUUAGUUGGUACUUACAAAUCUGUCGCUGAGUUUGUCGCAAUGUAUAAACACAAACAUUCCGUGGAGCAUACAUCUGGGAGAUCAAACGCCGAUGUAUCAAAGUGUUCUUUUAUCUCCUAUUUAUUUAGUCAUCAGUUAAAUAACUCUGAAACAGCUGAAUCUACUAUGUCAUUGUUGAAAAACUUAAUACUCAUCAGUAGUGAAUCCAUUCAAGGAGUAAUUAUAAAUGAAUUUAAAGCAUCACUUGGUCGCGUUGCCACUAAACAUUACCCUAUUUCAAUAGAAGAUAUUAAGUCUGAAAUUACCUCCCCAAUGAAAAAUGAUCGAAUCGCAUCUCAUAUGAUGUUUUUAAUGCGUAUACUGUCAUUGCCUUCUCCUCUAAUUAAUCGCGUUUUACGUUUGUUAUAUAAACGAAGAAUACCAGCGGAUAUUGCUAGAUUAAUUGCUAUUGUUGACUGCAAUUUACCUAACACACAGUUCACAAUUAAUAUUAUGUUGCACGCUCUAGAAAGUUUAACUCUAGUAGAUCGUCAAUACACUAAGUUUAAUUCUCAAGGAAAACGACUUGCGAAUAACUCUACGGGACGACAAGUUAAUGCUGCUUCAGUUUCGAAUGAGGAGUCAGGUGAUGUAGAAAUGAGACUCACUAGUACUAUACAAACAUCUUCAACUAUUACCGAUUCAACCUCACAGGACCCAAUGCUUCAUACCAUACCAUCAUCUGAACAAAGAACCGAUGUCUCCCUUGACAGAGGUACGACUAACAUAUCUUCCACCAUUCCUGGCUCGGAUCAUACUAUCAAUACUUCUAGAGAUUUUGAGACUGAUUCCGAUGAUGAUGAUGACGAUGAUGUUACAAUGUCUGACCAACAGGAGUUUUCACACCCUGUGCAAAAUGUAGAUUCCGCUUUUGAUAGACCUAGUUUGAUUCUAUCUAGCACUGCACAAGGUAGCGCUUCUUCAAGUCUUAAUCGCGUUCUAAAUGAUGUUUUGGCUGUCCAGGCUGAUAUGGUCAUCAGUUCUGAUCAUAAUGAAAACGUCCAUCAGCCUUGGCGUAGUGUAGGCAACGGAGAUCAAGAAACUAGAUCUGUGAUAUUUGUUUAUGAUGAUGAAGAUGAAGGAAGUUCCGGUCAGGGUGCUGAAGGUAAUAAUAGUCAAGAAGAAGAGGAAGAAGACGAUGUCCUUGUAGAAGAUGAGGACGAAGAGGAGGAGGAGUAUGAUGAUGAUGACGAAGAUGAUGAUGACCAGGACGAUGAAGACGGUGAAAAUGAUCCAGAUGUUGAAGGUGAUGACGGUGAUGUUGAUGUUAGCGGUGAAGAUGAGGAGGUUGCUUUUGUUCUUAGUAGAAGUCGCAGACACGAAAACCGUACUCGACCUUCUGGUUUGUCUAGUCCACGUCGUCGUCGACCGAAUGCUUCCAUUUCUGUUACUGUUACUACCAAUCGGAGCAACAGUGAUCGCAAUCAGAAUACUGAAUCUCAUGACGAUGGUGAAAACUUGCAUAAUGAAGAUACGGAUAUUGUACUUCAUGACGACACGCAUGUGGAAGAUGAUGGGAGCUUUGGUGAUGAUGAUUUAGAUACAUAUGGUAGAGAUGAUAACGAUACUCCUCGAGAUGAUGUGGCGAUUAUUUCUUCCGAUAUACCUGGUGUUAUCUUUCCCAAUGAAAACCGUGGGUCUCAUGGAAACCAUUCAGUUGCAGCUGUGGUUGAAGAGACUCUUCGUCGAGUAGUUGCUCCACCUUUGAAUGUAAUCUCAUCUAAUGGUUUUAGAGAUCUUGGAACAAAUAGUUUGUCAACCUUAAAUGUUCAUUCGCGAGGUUCUUCUACCGGUAACUGGGAUUAUCUUCUGCCUGCUUUUACAAAUUUAAUUGCUCGUCAUGGUUCUCGACACAUUCCAUUUGAUGGUGAAUCUAACCUACCAACAAGUACUACUAUAUUCCGUUUCGGUCCUGAAGCAUCAGUAUUUGUAGGUGGAAGCAAUUCAACUCGUUUGGGAUCUGGUGUAAAUUUUGUUUAUUCUUCAAAUAAUCAGACAGGUCUUAAUACUUCUCAAUCUAUUCAAGCAGUACCAGCUGCAACCCUGGCAAAUCAGCAUCCUUUACUUCAGGUACCGAUAACCACUGGAACUAAUGUUGGUCUUUCAACAAUUGACACAAACAUUGGAACAUCCAGUCACAAUACAUCAACCAAUAACGUUAGUGGCUUACGUGUAUUUGGCGUUCUGCCGCGACCACAACACGUUCCUCCUCAUUAUGGUACACGUCAUCGGAUUACAGGUUCAUCUGGACCACAUCUUUCCUCUGGUCUUACUGGUUUACGCCAUCAUACUUCAUUUAGCCGACUAUUUAAUGCUGAAUCUGAACCAGAUGGUGUUAGUUCAGGUGGUUCUAAUAGUCUGACUCGAGGCCAACUUGCUACUGAUGUUAGCGGUUUAGGUUUAAGUCGACCAAUCAUUGCAGAUGCAGUUUCUAUGUCACCAGUAAAUCGUGUAUUUUACGUUCCACCAACGAUCCCUCAACAACAAUUUCCACCAUCUUAUGGCAGUCGUCAUCGAUUUCCAGGCACAACUGCAUCUCACCUCCCUUCAAGUUCCGGUAGUUGCUCACGUCACCAAACCUCAUUCAAUCGGUCAUUUAAUGCCGAGUCACAACCAAAUGCUAAUAAUGAAUCUAGCAGUAGUCACCUUUGCAGUCAAAUCACUGCCAAUGCUCAGGAUAAUCGUUCUGGACCAGAAGCCGAUGCACUGGUGUGGACAAUGCUAACAAGUCUAGCUGAAGAUCAACCUUCCCCUGUUAAUUCCGCUCUAAGUGCGGCUAUAUUUUCUAGGUUCUUUUCACAAGGACAAACUAGUAGAAAUCAACAAGGAAUAAUGGAUAUUCGUUCUAGAGGACUAACUCCUUAUGCAGGUUAUGCUCUACCACCCCAUUAUCGACGAUGGACCAAUCUAUCCCGAAUGUUAUUCGGGCAUGAAGUUAUGGAUCUUAUUCUUUUGGCUCGUCACCAUAUUUAUAAAGCACUCGAACAGAAACGUCAUGAACUGUACAAUUUGCGUAUUUCAGAAAAUGAAAUACUCAGCUUACCUGUGGUUACUAGCUCGCCGGAUGAACCACUGAUUGCAGCUCCAACAUUGACUUCUACUAAUAAUAAUGCUAAUGAAUCUGCAGAAACAUUUGUAACAUUUGCCACUCCUCUUGUUACUUGCGUGUCAACGUCUGAAAAUUCAGGUUAUACUCAAGAAUCUUCUGUGGAUUUACAACAACAACUACCUGUUGUUUCUAUCGAUAGUGCAGCUACAUUUAAUCAAAUUAAUCCGGAUGUAUGUGUUAAUGAAGCAUCUGAAAUAUCGAUUUCAUCAGAUGUGUCUAUGUCAAAUCCAGCUAUUUUACCUGUUCAAAAUGAGCCAGAACCUACAAAUCCCAUAGAAAAUAUAUCAAAUCUUGUAGCAUCUUCUAAUGACACUCCUACUACUAAUACUUCCACUGGACCACCAACAAGAUCACUUGUUAUGACUGAUGAAGAAACUAUUCAAUCAUUAGUAGAAGGUGGAAUGGAUCCAUCAUUUUUAGAUGCAUUACCGGAAGAAAUGCGACAAGAAGUUAUUGCAGAUCAUCGUUAUGCAAGACAAGUCCAACAACGAAUCAAUUCUAUGAGUUUACCAGUACAUGUUAAUUCAGAAUGGCUGACUGGACUUCCACCUCAUAUUCAAGAAGAGGUUCUAGCACAAUUUCGUCAAGAGCAGCAACAACAGUCUUCCACCCAACCCUCUGCAACCACCUCUGGUGAAAUAGAUACAACUGAACAACCUACUGCUCAACCGCCAUCUACACAAAAUACAACUGACAGUAAUACUGCAUUUCUUGUGUCUCUACCACCUUCUGUACUUCGUGAAGUAUUGGCUGAUAUGGAAGAAUCACAGUUGGAAACACUUCCCCAAUAUUUGGUCGUUGAAGCUAACAGAUUACGUCGAGAGCAUGAAGAACGUUAUGCUCGAGCUGUUCAAAAUGGUAUUUUUGCUCAUUCCAAUGAUUCCCGACCUUAUCACUUUUGGCGUAAUUUCACCACCACUUCUGGAUUACUAGGUGGUGGUGGACAAGGACGUUGGAUUGUUCGAUUUCAUUCAAAUGAUCAAAUUGUAGUUCAUCCUAACAAUAUAGAUGGUUCAUUAAGUUUGAAUAAUGCUCUAGGUGUUCGUACAAUGGCUGGUUUAUCUAGUCGUGAUUUAAUUGAUCAUGAAGGAUUAACAUGUAUAAUAGUACUGCUUAUAGCCAGUUCUUCAUGUUCUAAUCAAAGACAAAACAUAGUGCCUACAGUGAAGAAAGUUCUGCGUAAUCUGUCUUGCCAUUCUGCUACACGAAACUGGAUUGUAAACACUAUCAUAUCUCUGUUUAAUGGAUUGUCUGAAAAACCACCCCCAAAUCUACAGUCAACUUCCAGUUUUGUGCCGUCCAUAGAGGAAUGUGAACCAAUACCGAGUACUUCACAUGAUCGUGGGGUAUCUCUACCUGCUUCCGAAAGUGAAUUCAAAUAUUCUACGAAACCGAUGUCUAACAACACAUUGUUCCAUACUGGAUUUGAAGCUGCCUUGGGUUGCUGGGUAAGGAUAUUCCAUCCAGUUCCUCAAAACCUAAGCCAUACACCUUAUCUUCAAAAUGACUCUCAUACUGUUGUGCCCACUUAUUCCAAAGAUACAUUUUCAUCGACUCCUGUUCGAUAUAUUAUACAUCCUCAAGGAGCAGUUUUUGUUGCUGGUAUCCUCCUGGAAACUCUGAACGAAUUAACCCGUGCAUUUCCAUCACAUUUCUAUCCUUCAGAAGCAUGUCAGUCAGAGUCUGCUGGGACUUCCCACAGCACUGAUAUUCCUUUUACAUCGUUUUGGGAUAUAUUCAAUCGACUUUCCCAAUCUAACAUAACUUCAUUGCCUGUUGGAUCUACCACAAGACCUGUAGUUAAACGAGCAAGAAUUUCAUCAAGAAAAAGACCUGUUUCAAUUUCUGACAAACAACAAGCAAGUGAUUCGACUCAAGUGUCUUCAGCAUCUACACCGAAAACAUCUAUAAAUCCAUGUCAUAAAUCAUCUAAUUUAACAACCACUGAGACAUUAUCUUCAUCAUCGUAUUCAGCAGAUAUAUUAGAAAAUGAUUCCAUGAAAGAAGUAACAAAUGAAACACAAUACAGUAACAAUAAUAGUUCCAAGUCUAUUACUACUACCAAUACUACACCAGUGACCGUAAAUUGUUUCACUGCUUUAUCUGAAUUACUUUGUCAUCAAUUAUUACACGAUCGUCCAAAUCAUCAAGAACGCCUCAUAACUAUUCUUGCUGGGAUUGUCAAAGAUUUCCUGCUUAGUCGAUCUCAUUCCAAUAUAUCUGUUGCCCGGGCUUCCACUCAUCCAACUAAUCUUGUUACACCAACCACUGUAAAUACUAUUUUGACCGAUACAAAUCAACAGAAUCCAACAGAUAUGUCAUCACAACAAUCUACUACUGACAUACAAUCUUCACAUGAUGCAGAAAGUGUCCCCACCUCUAUUCCAGAAGACCAAUCAUCUUCUACUCAGCCACCAGUAUCCAAUUCGUCUAAUAUUUUAAUGAGUCCACUAAGACCACAAGUUAUUGAAACUCUUUGUCAACUUGUAUUAGCUCCUAAAUUUUCUGAAACUGCUCGUAUAAUGACCACACAAUUGAUUACCGAUUUGGCUCAAGCAAAUCCAAUUAUGAAGGAAUCAAUUCUUCGUUUAUUGUCAAUUACAGCAGGUCAAUUGAUCUCAAAUAUAUCCGACCAGUUACAGUGUCUUGUGUCUGAAGUUGAUAAGCGACUGAAAGGGAAGGCGUUAGACUCUCUUCCAACGUAUGAUCUAUCCAAACCGUCUUCAUCUCGUUAUCCUUCAGAAAUAAGUCGUAUUUCUUCUUAUGAUGUUCUCCCUGAUCGCUUCGGUAUACCCGGACAAAUGGUAGUUGUAUCGAGCGAUUCACGUUUUCAGUCUGCUACUAAGUUUUCCGACUUACAGUUGAAUUCUUCUGAAGUUUUCACAUGUCCUAACAAUGACCAAUGUCGUCUUCGUGGCAUUUUGGGUUUGAUGUUACGUAUUGCUGCUGGAGACAGUUCACUAGUUGGUUCAAAUCCAAUCCCUGUAUCGUCUGAUGAUCUGUUAAUUUCUGUACCUGGUGUGAAUGAAUUCUGGGAUCAUUUGUGCCAAGCAUUUGAAAAACUUCAAGCGCUAGAUGAUCAAAAUGCUGUUCUACUAUUGCAGCCUCUUCUAGAAGUGUUUUGUUUGGCUCAUGUGCAUUUGGUGAAAGAAACUAUUCUGCUUCGUCAACGUUCCACAAACAGUCGAUCUAGUCGUACUAAUUCUUGUUCUUCAGGUACACUAAGCUUUAUCGAUAUGGUGCCACUUUUACAUAUGUGUAUUGAUUCCACAUCUCAUUCAGAACUUGAUACUAAUAGAUCAUCAACUACUGAUCAUCUCUCACACUUGUAUUUUGAUCUUGGUGGACCUCAGUCCCCUGAUGUCACUACUGCAGGAGAGGAUUUAACAGUUACAGCAUGUACUUCAACUAAUUCGGCAACUGCAUCUCAAAGUCCAUUUUCUAAAAAUCCUAUAAUUGAAUUCGCAGAUAAAUAUCGUCGUGGAUUAAGUCAAGUUCUUCGUCAUCAUGGAGCUAAUAUAGGUGAAUCACCUUUCGCUGUAUUUUUGGCUUAUCCCCGAGUGCUUGAUUUUGACGUUAAGCGUCGCUUUUUCCGACAACAGCUACAAUCAUUAUCUAAUCGUUCAACAUCCAGUAACCGAUAUGAUGAUGAUCCAAUAACUGUCUCAAGGGAUCGAAUAUUCGAAGAUAGUUAUGCCAGACUACACAGAAGAUCCGUGAGUGAAUGGAAACAUAAAUUUGUGAUCCGCUUCCAAAACGAAGAGGGUCAAGAUGCCGGCGGUCCAUUGAGAGAAUGGUUCUUACUAAUGAGUCGAGAAAUUUUCAAUCCAAACUACUGCCUUUUCCGCGUCUCUCCCGCAGAUCGAGUUACAUACACAAUUAAUCCAAGCUCUUACAUUAAUAGUAAUCAUUUGUCUUAUUUCAAAUUUGUCGGACGUUUUAUUGCUAAAGCUAUCAAUGAUAAUAAACUUCUGGAAUGCUAUUUCACACGAGCGUUUUACAAACAUAUCUUGGGAGUACCUGUCAGGUGCUCAGAUUUAGAAAGUGAAGAUUAUGAAUUUUUCAAAGGAUUGGAAUUUCUCUUAAGUCACGAUGUAUCUGAUUUGGGUUAUGAACUAACCUUUAGUACCGAGAUAAAUGAAUUUGGCAAAACAGACACUCGUGACCUCAUUGAAAACGGUCGAAAUGUAGCAGUUACUGAGAAUAACAAAAAAGAAUAUGUUCGUCUAGUUUGUCAAGAACGUAUGACUGGUGCUAUACGUCAACAGCUUGAUGCUUUCUUAAGAGGAUUCUAUGAUAUCAUUCCUAAACGUAUGAUUAGUAUAUUUAAUGAACAAGAAUUAGAAUUACUGAUUAGUGGUUUGCCUAAUAUUGAUUUAGUUGAUUUAAAAGCUAAUACAACUUAUUCAAAAUAUCAACCGAAUUCACCACAAAUUGAAUGGUUUUGGCAAGCAUUAGAAUCAUUUGAUCAAGAAGAUUUAGCACGUUUUCUACAAUUCGUCACUGGUACUAGUAAAGUGCCAUUAGGUGGAUUUAUGAAUUUAGAAGGAAUGCAUGGUCCUACUAAAUUUCAAAUUAGUCGUGCAUCUGUUUCAAGUACUAAUCAUUUACCGUCUGCACAUACUUGUUUUAACACACUUGUGUUGCCAGCAUAUGAAAGCUACGAACAACUACGAUCAAGACUUUUGAUGGCUAUACGUGAAUGUAGUGAGGGCUAUGGAAUGGCUUAA
This is a messenger RNA of Schistosoma rodhaini, 14745 nucleotides long. The record is from the annotation of a GenBank genome assembly. Lineage: Eukaryota; Metazoa; Platyhelminthes; Trematoda; Strigeidida; Schistosomatidae.